UUUGGUUGUUCUCUUUGGGGCGUUCUCUGUGAGCCACUUCAUUUCUUACAUCAAUAUAAGAAUCUUUGCCAAGGCCUGUUGAAAGUAAAAACUUUCCUAGGUGUAAACUGCUCAAUUUUUGAGUAAACAUGCCAUUCCCCUCCCUCAUAUCAUCACUGUCCGACAACCCAUACUUCGGGGCGGGAUUCGGCCUAUUUGGUGUGGGCGCAGGAGCAGCACUUUUGAGAAAGGGCUCCCAAGUCGGUAUGAUCUUGUUUAGAAGACACUACAUGAUGACUCUGGAGGUUCCAUGCAGGGAUAAAAGCUAUCAGUGGCUCCUUCAGUGGAUGACAAAUAAAGCAGCCAAGCAAACACAGCAUCUAAGUGUUGAAACAACCUACAAGCAACAUGAUAGUGGUAAAGUUACUACUAACUAUGAUUUUAUUCCAAGUGUUGGUGUUCACUUCCUUUGGUACAACAGCACAUGGAUUCGUGUUGAGCGGAACAGGGAGCAGCACACCUUAGAUCUGCACAUGGGUGUUCCAUGGGAAACAGUCACAUUAACUGCACUGGGACGAAACAAGCAGAUCUACUUUGAUAUGCUUGAAGAAGCACGUCAGAUGGCUCUGCGUGAGAACCAGGGCAAGACACUGAUGUACACAGCAGCAGGCUCCGAGUGGCGCCAGUUCGGGCACCCGCGGCGACGGCGGCCUAUCGACUCGGUCGUGCUCGAUGAAAACGUCGCGGAGCGAAUCUUGGCCGACGUGAACGAGUUUCGACAUAAUCCGGCUUGGUACCAGGACAGAGGCAUCCCGUACCGGCGCGGCUACCUGUUGCACGGCCCGCCCGGCUGCGGCAAGUCGUCCUUCAUCACGGCGCUGGCCGGCGAGCUCGGCUUCAGCAUCUGCGUCCUGAACCUGUCGGAGCGCGGCCUCAGCGACGACCGGCUGCACCACCUGCUGGCCGUGGCACCGACCGAGAGCAUCGUGCUGCUGGAGGACGUAGACGCGGCGUUCGUCAGCCGCGAGGACACGGCGCAGACCCGCGCGGCUUACGAGGGUCUGUCGCGGGUGACGUUCAGCGGCCUGCUGAACUGCCUGGAUGGCGUGGCUUCUACAGAGGCCAGGAUCGUGUUCAUGACCACCAAUUACCUGGACAGACUGGACCCGGCCCUGAUCCGGCCCGGCCGCGUCGACGUCAAGGAGCACGUGGGUCACGUGACGCCCCACCAGCUGCGCCGGCUCUUCCUGCGCUUCUACCCGGGCGAGACGGCGUCCGCGGAGCGAUUCGUGGCAGCCGCCGGCCAGCUGGGCCGGCCGCUCAGCGCCGCCGCCGUCCAGGGGCACUUCAUGCUGCACAAAAUGGACCCCGAGCGGGCGGCGCUCUCCGCCGACCGGCUGGGCGCCUCCUGACCCUGCGGCCGACCGGCGGGG
Molecule: messenger RNA, 1412 nt
Organism: Pollicipes pollicipes
Lineage: Eukaryota; Metazoa; Arthropoda; Thecostraca; Pollicipedomorpha; Pollicipedidae
Product: mitochondrial chaperone BCS1
Exons: 6
Coding region: 129-1391 (420 amino acids)
Molecular function (GO): ATP binding; ATP hydrolysis activity
Source: RefSeq, a predicted model, not a curated record